UAUGUAUGUAUAUAUAGAUGAAGUAAAGAGCAGCAGGUAAGUAAGAAGAGUGAAGUGAAGAGCAACACAGAGAUAUAUGCAUGUGAUGGAGUUUGAGGUGCAGGAGGAAGUGUUGGAGCCUAUGAGCCCCAGCGCACAGUACCUCAAGAGCUCUGUCUUGUCCCUCACAAUUCUUGGAGUUUUGGAAUCGGAAGAUCCUAUUGAUGACUCCAUGACCAUCCCCCUCCUCAAAGACGUGUUUUUGCCCAUAAAUCCACGUUUCUCCUCUAUCAUGGUUACAGGGAAGAAAGGAGUGAAGAAAUGGAAAAAAGUUGAAGUAAAUCUGCAAGAGCACGUAAACAUCCCGACUUUUCCCAGUGGCAUGUCGACAGACUACUACGACGAAUGCUUCACCGACUACCUCACCAAGCUAGGAAUGGAACAGCUCCCGCAAAACAGGCCUCUCUGGGAAAUUCACAUACUCAAAUACCCUACGAAAAACGCAGCUGGGAAUCUCAUCUUCAAGCUUCACCAUUCGCUAGGCGAUGGCUACUCCUUGAUGGGCGCCCUCUUGUCCUGCCUGCAACGACUCGACAACCCGUUGAUGCCGCUGACGUUCCCUUCUCGACAGUCGAAAGAUGGAGGCAAUCACACCUUGCUUGGACGCGUUCCCAGGUUCUUCACGGGGCUGCUGCACACGGCCUGUGACUUCGGGUGGAGCCUCUUGAAGAGCAGUUUGAUCAAAGACGAUAAGUCGCCGAUACGGUCGGGCGAAGACGGAGUGGAGUUCCGCCCAAUUGUUACGACGACUACUGCCUUCUCCAUUGAUCAAAUCAGGGAAAUAAAGAGCAGGCUUAAAGUGACUGUUAAUGAUGUGAUUACGGGUAUAAUUAUAUAUGGCACCCGUUUAUACAUGCAAAAGAGGAGUGAAGAAUCGGGGAAGGCAAACUCCACAGCAUUAGUGUUGCUCAACACAAGGGCCAUAGGCGGCUACAAAUCAGUGGAUGAGAUGACCAAACCUGAUUCAGAAAUGCCGUGGGGGAAUCGCUUUGCGUUCUUGCAAGUUCCAGUCCCCAAAUUGGGUGCCGCCGAGCAGGAAAAUCCACUCAAAUUUGUCAAGACCGCACGCCGAAUGAUCAAGAGGCAGAGAAACUCUGCCACAGUUUAUCUCACUGGUCAACUUCUUAACGUCGUGCGAAAAAUAAGGGGCCCGGAGACAACAGCGAGAUACAUCCAUGGAACAUUGAAGAAUACAAGCAUGGCAAUUUCGAAUUUGAUAGGGCCCGUGGAACAAAUGGCGUUGGCUAAUCAACCUAUCAAAGGAUUGUACUUUGUCGUGGCCGGAGCCCCCCAGAGCCUAUCAGUAACCUUGAUAAGCUAUGUAAGAAAGUUGAGAAUUGCAAUGACAAUGGAGAAAGGUUUCAUCGAUCCAAAUACCUUCAAGUCAUGUAUCGAGUAUGCAUUUGAGGCUAUCUCCAAAGCAGCGCUCGCAUCUCCUACACCCUCAAAAUCCUAGUAUUCUUUACCCUCAUUCCAUGCAUGCAAUAUAUUUACGUUGCAAAUUAUUUUUCUGUGUUAUUCGAAAUGUUGGUAUAAGUCUUUAUGAGAAAUAAAAUUAUCAUGUUAUUGUU
This is a messenger RNA of Sesamum indicum (sesame), 1610 nucleotides long. RefSeq names its product wax ester synthase/diacylglycerol acyltransferase 5. Lineage: Eukaryota; Viridiplantae; Streptophyta; Magnoliopsida; Lamiales; Pedaliaceae. Gene Ontology annotation, biological process: triglyceride biosynthetic process. The record is from RefSeq and is a predicted model, not a curated record. Gene Ontology annotation, cellular component: plasma membrane. Gene Ontology annotation, molecular function: diacylglycerol O-acyltransferase activity.